AUACGCCGUAAAUAGUAAAUACAAUAGUAUUUGUUAAUCGGUUUAUUGUCUUAUGAUUAAAGCUUAAGACGUUUAAGUAUUAAGUGUCAUACAACAUUUUACGAAUUCUUAAUACACCGCAUUUAUUCUGUGUAAAAAAAAAUAUUACUUCAUUUUCAUUUUUAAUUCCUGGAAUUAUUUUAUUUUAAACAAUGCCUAUGGAUUGUAUGGAUAACGUGAACUUGGGAAACUGUUUGUGGUUUGAAGGAGGAAGUGAAAAAAGAAAUGUUGUAUCUGGGAUGAUAGCAGGACUUUUGUUUGCAAUCGGAUGGUGGCUUAUAAUUGAUGGAAUGGCUGUAAACCCUAGUCAAGUGCCCGGUACCUAUCACAUAUGUGGAUUGAUUGGAACAUUUUCAUUGUUUAUGAUUAAUGUUGUAUCUAAUUCUCAAAUUCGAGGAGAAGCUUACUCAGGAGGAUGGUUUGGACCAAGAGGCGCUCGUAGUUGGUUAUUUAUGGGUUUUGUAUUAGGUUUUGCUGCUUUGUUUGCUGCUUGUUGGAUAUUUUUUGCUGAUUUUGUAUCAGCCAAAGGUCCAAAUAAACCAAAUAUGACAGUUGGACUUGAACUGUUUUUUCAAAAUGCUUUUAUAUUCGCUGCAUCUCUGAUUUACAAACUUGGUCGUGUGGAAGAUCAGUGGUAAAGAAAAAAUAAUAUUUAAAUGAUUUAUAUUGUACUACAUCAAAAAAAAAAUUAUAUAUUCAAUGUUUACAAAAUCUAAAUUAUGUGUUUAAAACACUAAAAACUAAUAAGCAUUUAAGACUAUAUUAUUGUAAAUAUUUUUUUUAAUAACAUUUUAACUAUUGUAUAUUAAGAAAAUACAAAUUAGUAGAUUAACUUAUUCAAAUUUUAAUCUCAAAUAUAAAACAAUUUGAAUUAUCUGCCUA
Molecule: messenger RNA, 921 nt
Organism: Aphis gossypii (cotton aphid)
Lineage: Eukaryota; Metazoa; Arthropoda; Insecta; Hemiptera; Aphididae
Product: transmembrane protein 50A
Exons: 4
Coding region: 192-677 (161 amino acids)
Biological process (GO): late endosome to vacuole transport via multivesicular body sorting pathway; protein targeting to vacuole
Source: RefSeq, a predicted model, not a curated record